AUGGGUGCAGACUCAAAGAGGGGCGCGCCGCCACUGCCAGCUCCCACCGAGACCGACACGAACACGCCCACCGAGAUGACGUCCGACGUCUCCAAGCUGGCCGACGAGAAGUCGUCAUAUUCCAUUCCAGACGACGGCACCCCCGUCACCAUCCGCACUCGCGGCCACAGGUCAGACAAGUCCCAGACCUCGUUGCUCAUCGAAUACUUUGAGGGGGGCAGCCCGGGUGACUCGGCCUCCGGGUCCAGGGCAAGCCGCAAGCCCAGCAUCCGCGUCCGCCUGACCCCGUCCAAGAGGGGAAAGGGGGAUCACUUCCAGGUCACCGAAGGUUCCUCGUCCCGCAAGGCAUCCGUGUCCCGCCGCAUCGCCCUCGACGACGGCGGGCCGUCCACGCGGCAGAUCGAACUGCCCGACCCGGGCGAGGACUCCAACAGCCUGGCCUCGUAUGCUUCCGCCACCGAGGAGUCCAACGUGUCGAGGAACCCGAUAGACAUCGAGAUCGACCAGGGUCGCCGCCGGCGCCGCCCAGCAAGUCCCCUGAUCCCCCCCGAGAGCUACGCCGGCAUCAACCCGUCCGGGAGCUACGCCGGCGUCAACGCCUCCGACAUCUCCGCCAUCCCCGCAGACAGCUUCCUCGACGGCACCGGUCCCAGCGGGACAGACACCAGACGGGCAUCGAGCCCGUCCGCCCACGGAUCGUCGCUGACCGGUCCGGGCACCGCCUUGACGGCCGCCCCCUCGGAUCAGGUUCGCAGCGGCAAGAGGAGAGAACGGGUGAAGAUCGCCGACAGGCCCAAGGAGAGGCCGGAGCGGACCCGCCGCUCCAAGAGCAGGGCGAGCAGCAGCAGCGAGCAACCCGUCGACGAGCACCGCCCGUCGUCCAGGCACCAGCGUUCCAGCCGUGGCGUGGCGGAGUCGGCCGUCUCGGCUGGCGACUCGGCCGUCUCCGCCAACGCGGGACAGAGCCACCGCUCGUUCGACGCGCACUCCAUGCGCCCCAGCGCCUCCAACCCGCCCUCCAUCAACAACCCCAAGCUGCUGGAGACGGUCGAGGACGCCAUCCGCCGCCUGAUCCUCCCGGAGCUCAGCGCCCUCAAGCGGGAGUCCAGCCGCCGGGAGACCCGGCGCGGGUCCAUGACGUCGGUGGGCACCUCCCUCUCCAGGGAGGAAGCUGCCACGCCCGACCAACGCAGGCGCUCCUCGGGCCGCAGCUCAUCCGCCCGGCCCAGCAGCAGCGGCCGGAGGCGCAACCGCGAGGCUCGCCACGACUACGGCGACAGCUCGCCGCACACCAUCAGCCGCGAAUCGAUCCACGACGACUACCGCUACGGCGACGGCGACGACGACGACCCCGAUGCCACCACGCCCAAGCGCGCCGACGACCUCCUCAAGGCUGCCACCAGCUCGGCCACGAGCAGGGCGCUCUCCUCCGUCGACGACGAGUCUCUGCUGUCGGAGGACAGGAGACAGCGCGACAGGCGGAGGAGGCGGGCGGACGGUACCAGGAGCCGCAGCCUGGGCCGCGAGCGCUAUGCGGAGGAGCACCCGGACGAGGUGCCUGCUCCGGCGCCGCCCGUGCCCCUGAUGGGCGACCUCCACCCGUCCGAGGUGACGCGCACCUCGCUCCUCUCCCUGGACGAGGACGACCUGCCCCGCUCGGCAAGCGAGGAGAUGGCACCGGGGAGCUCCUCGCACGAAGAGGACGCGGCCGAGAGCCUGCAGCGCACCCUCGGCACCAGCCAUGCCAACGUCUCCCACGGCGACCUCAAGGCCCUCCCCCGCGGCCAGAAGGCCGAGUACGCCGACGGGUAUGAGACGGACGAGUACGGCCGCAAGAUGCCCGUGUCCGAGUACCACGGCCGAGGAUACGUCGACGACGAACACGAGAAGCCAUACUCGGAGCCGAGCAUCUACCCAGACGACGAGGGCUACGAGGACGAGUACUACAGCCGGCAGGAUGUGCCCCCUCCCCUCAAGUACGUGCCGUACCAGGCCGGUGCCCGCGGCCUGAGCCCCAUCCCGAGCGUGUCCGGCUACACCGAGGGCGGCAGCGAGGCGCAGCACCCGACGCACUCGCAGAGCAUCGACUCCAUCAACGAGGCCUACGAGAAGUCCCUCGAGCGCGGCGCCCCUCACGCCGGCUCCACCCUCUCCAGGGAGUCCACCCCGGGCAACGCGAGGGGCAGGGACGUCGACGACCACGGCCACGGCCACGGCCACGACCACGUGCCGGCCGCCGAGGCCUACAGCUUCCAGGACUCGGCCACCGGCUACCGCGACGCCAUGUACACCGACGAGAGCGAGCUCCCCAACCAGUCGUCGCUGGCCCAGUCCUCGGUCGCCAGCCACGCCGUCCGCGGCGUCGGGGCUGCCGGGAACGCCAACGUCGUCCACCCCCGGCAGGCCGUCGAGUCCAACGUCGCCUCCCUGGUGGACGGCUCCGUGCUCGACCCGUCGCUGCUCACCAGCGCCUCGGGCCGCAACAACGCCAGCCAGCCCGGCUCCGACGCCUCCUACCAGGCACGGGGCAGCCGGGGCGCCAGCCCCGAAAAGUACUCUGCUCCGCGUCGGUCCGCUCCUGGCGAGAAGCAGUCGGCCCUCUCCGCCGCAUCCCAGGACCAGGACCAGGACCAGGACCAGGACGAGGACCGCACGCGGCAUCUGCCCGAGUAUGAGCUGGACGAGCAGGGCCGCAAGGUCGUGAGCUCCCGGUCCCGCUACCGCCAGUCCCCCACGGCCUCGGAGGCCGCCAUCACCGCCGGUGCUGUGGGCGCCGCCGCGGCCGCGCUCAAGGCCGCCCAGGAGAGGAGGCGGGCCGGCACGGCGGGCGACGACGACGACGGCCGCGAAGACGGCGGGCGCCAGAACUGGGCGCCUGUCGGUGUCGAGCGCAACAAGUCGUUCAGGCAGCGCACCAUGGACGGCUACGAGCCCAGGAGCACCCCCGCCCACAGCGUCGACAGGUUCUCCUACGAGGAGACCCCCAAGCUCGGAGCGUCCGGCAUCCCCGACCUGGACGACCCGCUGCCCGAGAUCGGAUACGUCGACGACGCCAUGACGGAGCCGUCCGUCGUCCAGCACCGGCUCGACGGAGGGCACGAUGACGACGACGGCGACUACGGCCAGGACCACCGCGACUGGUCCGGCAUGCAGACCCCGACCCAGCGCAGCCUCGCCGCGCACGAGCGCGAGCUGGCCGGCGACGGAAGCUCGGGCGGCGGCCGUGGCCUCGGCAUCGAACCCGGCCAGGACCAGGACCAGGACCAGGACCAGGACGGCUGGCACCGCACCUCGGACGACCGCAAGCGAGACACGCUCCUCACCAACCCCUACGAAGACGCCAGCCCCGUCGCCAACCCCACCCUCGGCGACGACCUGCUGGGAGCCCGCGGCCUGGACGGCUCGUACGCCGAAGGCUACCGGACCGGCAGCCCCGGCGGCGCCGUGGCCCAGAAGUACGACGAGGGCUACAUAUCCAACGGACCCAACGCCCAGUCUCCCGCCAUCGCGCCCGAGCGCAAGGCCAUACUCGACUUCUCGGCCGCCCCUCCGACCAUGGACGUUGACGACCCCUUCUACGUCUCCAGGAGAGACGGGGCCGACGACAAGCGGCAGGUUAGCGGCAUGUCCCACGGCAUGGGCUCGCCCUUCUACGACGCCUCGACCGGGAACGGCAUCGACCGCAUCGAGAACAAGGAUAUCGUUGCUCUCAUGCAGCACCUCAUGGUCCGCGACGCCCAGAGGAGCGCGCGCGAUACGGAGAUCGUGGCCCUGCUGAUGAACGCCGCUCUCGAGAUGCGCAACUCGUUCCGCGAGAUGAAGGAGCUCAUCCAGGACACCGGAGACGACGUCAUAUUCUCCGGCACCGAGAAUACGGAGAGGCUCCAGAAGGCCAUCAGCGGGCCCCGACCCUACCCCGGCGCCACGGCCUCGCGCUCGAUCCAGAGCUCCCAGCAGGUCACCCUCGACGACGCGUCCAGCAAGAAGAAGAACCUCUGGAAGAGGGCCCUGGCCGGGCUCAGCACCAAGGGCACCAACGACCUCGGCCGCAUCGAAGACAUGCUCAUGCAGCUCCUGGGCGAGGUGGACGUGCUCAAGACGCAGACGGCCCACCCCGACUCGGGCGUUCCGACGCAGUCCUCGGAGCUCCUGCAGAUGCACGGCCAGGCCGAGCAGGAUCGCGGCUACGAGCCCGAGGGCGUCUCGACCGUGAGCCACGCCAGCCAAUCGGACCGCCUGUCGUCCGUCGUCGGCCCCAGCCGCAGCCAGGGCCUCAGGUCGACGGCGGGAGGAGGCGGAGGAGGAGGAGGCGACCGCAGCCUGGCAGACAACAGGGUCAGCACCGUCCAGGAGCACGAGGACGAGCACCGGUACGACCGGGAGCCGGCGAGCCCCGCGAGCGAGCGCGGCGAGCACGGCGACGCCGUCAUGUCCGGCGCGGGCAACAGCUCCGAGGCGAGGUCGCAGCGCGGCGUCUCGGUCCCGCCCGACAGCCCCUCGCAGCUCGCCUCGCCCCUGGCCUCGCCCACGCAGCAGCAGCACCAGACGCUGAGCGCCGGCAACACGCCGCGCACCGACAAGGCCAGAAAGCACAAGUCCAGCAGCUCGUCGGGCUGGAUCCCCAAGAUCUCCCGCUGGUCGGAGACGACGGCCUCGAGCGUCGGCAAAGCCUUCCGGAGCAAGAACAGGGAGUCCAAGGACGGGGAUCAGCAGGUGCCGCCGUCGCGCUCCAGCUCGAGCAUCGGCUCCUACGACCAGGCGUACGACCACAACCCGUACUACGACGGGGACGACAGGAUGAAUGCGGGGCUCGCGGAUCCCAACAUGGCGGCCCUGGCCCACGGACAGGCGAGGGGCGUCAGCCCGACGCAGGAGAAGCCCAAGUACAGGGCGCACCGCAACUCGCUGAACCUGCAGCACCCGCAGCCCCGACCCGGCCAGACGGAGCGCUUCCGGACCGCGCUGGAGACGUCGGCGCAGGAGUACAACGACCCGGCCACGCCGCGGUCGGUCGACUGGGCCGGUUCGUCGACCAGCCUCCAGGGCCUGCAGACCAGCACGAACCGGUACAGCAACGCUUCGUCGGGAGCCGGCCACGACGCCGAGUACACGGCCGCCACCUCGCCGCAGGGCCCUCCCCGCCCUCCCAAGGAGCCGAUCGAGGGCGGCUCGGUGAGCGGCAACUUCACCGGCCGUACGCCGCCGCGGGCGCGCAUCUCGAGGUUGGCAAAGGGCAGCCCCCUCUCGAGCCAGAUGUACUCGGAUGUCGGCGGAGGAGUCGGGUACGACGGACCCUCGUCCUCGCCCGGUCCCGGGCCCGCCAGCCCCAUGAGCGGCAGCAGCAGCCCCAGGCCGGAGAACCGCAAUCUCAAUGCCGCGCUGGGCGUUCCCACCCGGCGGCCGACGGGGCCGAGGGCCAUGACUCCCAAGAGCGCUGAGGAUGAGGCUGCCAGGGAAGAGAGGAAGCGCAAGAGGGACACAUUUGGCACCGUCGCCAGCAAUGAGACGGAUACCUUUUAG
Molecule: messenger RNA, 5520 nt
Organism: Geosmithia morbida
Lineage: Eukaryota; Fungi; Ascomycota; Sordariomycetes; Hypocreales; Bionectriaceae
Exons: 3
Coding region: 1-5520 (1839 amino acids)
Source: RefSeq, a predicted model, not a curated record